Messenger RNA from Fomitiporia mediterranea MF3/22, 528 nucleotides. RefSeq lists its product as uncharacterized. The record is from RefSeq and is a predicted model, not a curated record. The transcript has a single exon. Bases 255 to 500 code for a protein of 81 amino acids. Lineage: Eukaryota; Fungi; Basidiomycota; Agaricomycetes; Hymenochaetales; Hymenochaetaceae.
GCGCCCACUACUUUUUGUAAGGCCGGAUGCCCAGACAAGCCAAGUCUACGCCAGACAAUGGAAAGCCCACAAAAGAAAAAAUUCUCAGGUAAACGAAAAAGCGAAAAAGCAAAAAACUAGAAUGAGAGAAAAAUAGAAUGAGGGAUAUUUGUUAUCAGUAUUCUCGGCGGGCGUGGCAUGAGCUCGGCGGCGGCAACGCCUUGUUCCCGAUGAGCCGAUGUUAGACGGAUGGAUGGGGCGAAGGCGAGGGCUAGAUGUCCUCAUGUUCAACUCAGCUCAACGCAUAUCAUUACACAUAUGCCGGCCCUCCGUCUCGCCCUGCUGCCAAAUCACCACGCUGUCAACGCCGACGCCAAUGUCGGCCGCACCUGACACGCCUAGGGCAAUCUGGGCGAAUAGCCUGUGGAGUCGUACGUGAUGCACAACCCGCGGUAUUCCGACAGGCGCGCACAUCCCAUACUCCCAUCCCCGAGUGGGACAGCGCUGAGCCUGACUUCUAACCUAAGCUAAGCGUAUCGUGCUCAUCCC